CUACCGCCGGCGAAAAUGGUUUUCAAGAGGUACGUCGAGAUCGGGAGAGUCGCACUCGUGAACUACGGAAAAGACCAUGGAAAGCUCGUCGUUAUCGUCGACGUUGUUGACCAGAACAGAGCUUUAGUGGAUGCCCCAGACAUGGAGAGGAUCCAGAUGAACUUUAAGAGGUUGUCUCUUACGGACAUUGUGAUUGAGAUUAACCGAGUUCCCAAGAAGAAGGCUUUGAUCGAGGCUAUGGAGAAGGCUGACGUGAAGAACAAGUGGGAGAAGAGCUCAUGGGGAAGGAAGCUCAUCGUCCAGAAGCGUAGGGCUAGCCUCAAUGAUUUUGAUAGGUUCAAGAUCAUGUUGGCCAAGAUCAAGAAAGCUGGUGUUGUCAGGCAAGAGCUUGCAAAGCUCAAAAAGGAGACCACUGCUUGAUCAAGUUGUGAGGAUUAUCUGCAACUCUGUUUCUCGAUUUUGGAUUGUUAGCUAGUGUUUUCUGCGAGUCUGAACAUCAUUAUCUACUCUAUUGUUGGAUGUUAAUUUCAAGUUUUAAUGAAACCUGGUUUGGAAACUUCAUUUUGUUUGUUCUUACUCUCUUCACAUUUCUGUUCACGUCUUAUUCGUUUCCAUUCUUCCCAAAAUUUCAAGUCAGUCUCAGCUUAAGAGAAAUGUGUGACUCCUUGAUAUCUUUGUUCUAGUGUCCAAAUAAAUUUUAUGACAUUUCUUUUACACCAAGCAGAAGUACCUACCUAAAUUCUAACUGAAUAAAUUGAGACCAGAUCCAAAUUGUUAUACAAAACUA
Molecule: messenger RNA, 787 nt
Organism: Eruca vesicaria subsp. sativa (arugula)
Lineage: Eukaryota; Viridiplantae; Streptophyta; Magnoliopsida; Brassicales; Brassicaceae
Source: the annotation of a GenBank genome assembly